UCACGCAUAAUCCGUGCGCAUAUGGGCUCAGCUCCCGACCUGUAGAUAGUCCAAAAUCUCCGGUGACUGGGGCAGCCAGAGCACUACGGGUUUAUCCUGGUAGUUAUCGGGCAAAUACUUGGUUCGCCGCCCGAGUCUCUUCGUAAAAACAUAUGCUGCUCGUGCGACGCUUUCUCGAUCAUGCAGCCUCAUUUAACGUGUGUGGACAUCGGCCUUCCACGAUUUGUUGGAUCAGUCUGUGUGCUUUCCGGCCGAGUAUUCACCAACCACCACCGCGCAAUUUAUAUGUCAUGACACACUGGGGCGGAGAGAACCUGAUUCCCUACCGGCCAACCGAAUCGAUGUCGCUCAGUCUCGCCUGCUUAGCGGGGUUGUGCUCCUGCGCGCCGAGCCUGCAGCGCGUGUCGGACAAAUCCAACUCGUCCUCGCCUGCUGGCCUGUCGCCCCCCCCUUUCGCUGCUCGACCUCGACGAUAUCUUCCCAUUGCACACCACCAGGCUGGUUCACACGGGAUGGCCGCAUGCACCUUCAAUCAUGUGAUAUUCUGGAGGGUAACUGUCUCUCCAAUCAAUACCUUCAUCAUCCCCCAACUCGCAACAUCGCGGCUUGGGGUCGGCAGCUCGACAGCUCAAACAUGCACGCUCACCCUCCGGGCUCUGGCUUGAGAUAGAGCAUCCCGGACGAACGACUUGGCAGGAAGCGUCGAGGGAUUGAGUUUUUUUCCCUUUUUUUUCUUCUUUUCCCUAAUGGCGCUCGUUCAUUAGUUCCCUUCAUGCUUGCUUGUUGGCUCCGCCGCUACUCUCGGAGGCAGAUCACAUCAUAAACUAUAUUAUCUUCCCCGAACCUCGAUCGUUUUCUUCUGGCAUUGCCUUAUUACUAGUUCAUGCCGUUUUGCCAUCUAUUCACGGCAGCCGAACUGUUGGCGCAGGCUAGCAACCGUGGAUCGAGCCUCCGUUGGAGAAUCCCAUGCCGAACACCAC
Messenger RNA from Penicilliopsis zonata CBS 506.65, 980 nucleotides. RefSeq lists its product as hypothetical. The transcript is spliced from 3 exons. The record is from RefSeq and is a predicted model, not a curated record. Bases 153 to 665 code for a protein of 170 amino acids. Lineage: Eukaryota; Fungi; Ascomycota; Eurotiomycetes; Eurotiales; Aspergillaceae.